AUGGCUGAAGCCGAGGCGGCGCCUACAAAAGGACUGCGACAUGGACACAGACCGCGAUGGCUUCAUUCCGGCUUUCUCAAGUCACGCGCCUGGUCCGCUGCAACAUGGACCAACCUCCGAAGCAACAACCUAUGGCGGCGCGUCGUCAAGUAUUCCAUAGCGACGACUCUCACCAUCAUCAUUGUCCUGAUCCCUGAGGUUGUUGCCCUCUUCCCCGGCACUACUUUUCUGGCCCCCUUAACAACCGUCUUCGCCAACCCGGGCCAACGAAUGGGCGCCAUGGUCGAGGGACUACUCCUGACCCUUGUCGGCGCAACAAUGGGAACGGCGUGGGGCUCGCUCGGUCUCUGGUUAUCGAGCCGGGCCGUCGAUGACAACCUCCAGGCCGCGUUCGCUAUUCGAGCUCUCUUUCUGUUAUGUGCCGUUGUUCAUCACGGAUAUCUUCGCUCGUCCAGCCCGAGGUUGAUCGUCUACGUUCUCUUUCACCUAACUUCCUCUACCAUCAUCCUCAUGGGCCCGUGGCGGGCGCUCACGAGCACCAUCGUCACGUAUGUUGCCUAUCCCAUCUUGAUAGGAAUGGUGGUCACUUUCUUGAUCAACUUUUCCAUCUUCCCGGAGCCUUCCAACGACUUCCUCGCCCACGCCACCAUCGAUGCCAUUGAUCAGACGACGCUGGCCGUGACGCGCUCCACAAACUGGUUCCUCAGCCCUGGGGAUGGCCCAGACAAACCCCGGAGUGACCACCCGGCCGAAGCCUCGCCGAGCACGGCCGGCACCGUGAAAACAUUAGUUGGUUCGAGCGCGAAACGACCUUGGUAUCACCAUCUUUGGUCCGGAUUACGGAAUCCCUUGUCCACACCCGGAUCGAGAGCGCCCGUCAUCAGCGCCCCCGCCCAACACAUUGGCCUGGCCGCACUGACGGCCAGCAAAGCUGCGCUGCGGUCAGGCCUGCAGCGCUGCCGCGCUGGGCAGUCCGAGGUCAACCUCGAGAUUGCCAUCGGCCCCCUGCCGCCCUCCAGCCUCAAACCCAUCACCACGAAAGCCAUGCCUGGUCUCGUACACAAUGCCGUCAUGUUAAUCGGCGCGUGCGAGAACAAAUUUGUCCUCCUAGGCGACGGCGAACCCGACGAUGCCACCGAUACCGAGGACGAGGAUCCAUUCAAACCCGACGACGCUGGCCGAGGAAGAUCCUCUCGACGCAUUGGAAUCCGUCAAGCGCUGCGCGAGCUGGAAGCAGGCGAUCCCGAGGUUCUCGAAGCCAUCAUCAAGCGCAUCCAGCUGCCGACCAAGGACUUUACCGAGGCGCUGCGGCAGGCCGCCCUGACGGUGACGACGAGCCUAGCGUACUGCUACGGCCUUCCAAAGCUGAAGACGGGCAUGCCGACGCCCAAGAGGAUCAUCCUCGAAGAGAUGGACAUCCACAUUGACGCCUUCAUGGACGCCAUUGCCAUCUACGACUUUUGCUCCACGGAGGAGCUCGAGCGCGCGACCACGACCAAGGACGGAGAGACCGAUAUCAUGCCCCGCAUGGAGACGUUUCUCGUAUCGUCCUUCCUGCUGGGCCUGCGGCAGUCGGCCGUACACAUGCUGCAGCUGCUGCGCUACGCUCGUCUCCUCGUCGAGAAGCGCCACAGGCGGCACAGGAUCAGCAUCCACUUUCCCGAAUACUUUGGUUGGCGACAGUGGCUGUCGACCGGCGGCGAGAGGGAUGCCAUGGUUCUGCCGCAGACGAUGCGCAAGAAGGGCCGGUCGGGGCGAAUUCCUACACCCAAGGAGGAGAGUAGGAUGGAGGAAGAAGGCACUGUUGAGGAGCUCGACAGGCCUCUCGCACGGCAGAGAGCUGAUGUGGAGAGUGUGCCAAACGUACUGGAAGCGAGCUUUCAACACGCAAAGCCGCCAUUUCCGACUCCGCCGACAACGAAUGACGAGGUGAAGAGGAAGAAGAAGGAAGAGCGGCGUGCCGCAGCGUCCGGAGGCAUCACCAGCCGCAUCCGGGCGCGCGUGGCCGACGUCUACGAGUCACUCCAGAGAUCGGACGAUGCCAUUUAUGCGAUUAAGCUUGCCAUCGCCUUUUUCAUCAUCAGCUGGCCGGGCUUCAUCCCGUCGUGGCACGAGUGGUACGCGAAAGUCCGGGGUGUCUGGGCGCCCCUGCAACUCAUCCUGAUCUUCGAGGUCGUUAUCGGCACAUCAUUUUUCGUCUUCAUCCUCAGAUUGGUAGGUGUCACCUUCGGUUGUGUAAUGGGAUAUGCGGCGUGCGUAGCCGGCGGCAGCCACAGAGCGCCCCUGGUAGUUAUUCUGGUCAUCGGAGUGGUGCCAUCUGUAUACAUCCAGCUCGGCACGAAAUACGUCAAGACGGGCAUGGUGGCAAUAUCCUCGAUGACGGCUGUCGCUUUAAAGCCACGGCUCAAGGGCAGCUUUCGGCAGCUGCAUCCAAUUUACCGGGAGAUCAUUUACGUCCUGCAUCAGAUUGUCGACCGAAUGGACAACAUGCUCCAGGUGCGGCGCGUCUAUGGCAGCUCGGUCCUGGAGGAGCUCAACACCGAGGUACACGCUUACCGUCGCGCCGUGGCGGCAUCCAUCGCCAUCGCUCUCUUCGUCGUGAACCAGGCGCUGACGACGCGCAUGCCGCUGCCGCAAUUCAUCCCUUCGGCACGCCUGGCGAUGCUACGCCUCAUAAACCGUGUCCGGCAGGCUCUCACCGACAAGGCUGCACAACACAGCGAGAUGGCCACUGCUGCCGGCGGGGCGGGGAAGGGCGGGAUGCGGAAUUACAUGGCAAGCAUGCAAGGUCCCGAGAGGGUACUCGCCGAGGACGAGCGCACGGCACGAGUAGUGACGCAACACAAGUUCCUCAGCUGGAAUGCAAACGCAGCGGGGCUGAUGGAGAUUAUUGAGUACCUUGAAGAGCUGGUGGAAUUAGCAAAGUUGCUAGUGGGAGUCAACGCGUUCAGAAGCGGCAUGUUGGAGAAGCCGACGUUCAAGGAAUAUGCGAAGAACGUCAAGACGAGAGAGGUACCGGUCGAUGAAGACGACGCGGCAGCAGGCGCGUCCUUGACUAAGACCGAGUCACGGAGGUCGGGGACAAGGAUCAAGAGGCCUGGGACCGGGCUGUCCGGGCUGGCCAGACAGAACACGGGACAGGCAACAGCAGAGGUCGGACAGGGGCCAGAUACGGGUCUGUCCAGGCCAGACACGGCCCGGCCAGAUACCGGUUCCCAGAGACUCGAUCAAGGACUGCAGAGACACGAUACGGCGUUGUCCACAGGUCGGCAGGCUGCAGCAGAGCGCGGAGACACAGGCCUACACCUGCAUAGGACCUGGACCAGAGGCAGUCGAGCGCGUUCAGACAGCCUGGAGACGGCAGUGGAGGGCGAGGCAGAGAUCCCGCUGAGUCUCCGACGUGUGUCUUCCCGGCGCGCAUCGGCACGAAAGCGGCGGCCGACGGUAACGGGAGCGGGGACUUGGCGACGAGAUGAUGACAAGGGCAAAGGUAUUGAAGAGGAGGACGAGCGAUAG
Messenger RNA from Verticillium alfalfae VaMs.102, 3516 nucleotides. RefSeq lists its product as hypothetical. Lineage: Eukaryota; Fungi; Ascomycota; Sordariomycetes; Glomerellales; Plectosphaerellaceae. The transcript has 3 exons. The record is from RefSeq and is a predicted model, not a curated record. The coding region runs from base 1 to 3516 and encodes 1171 amino acids.